Messenger RNA from Suillus clintonianus, 1245 nucleotides. RefSeq lists its product as uncharacterized. The transcript has 6 exons. NCBI's taxonomy places the organism in Eukaryota, Fungi, Basidiomycota, Agaricomycetes, Boletales, Suillaceae. The record is from RefSeq and is a predicted model, not a curated record. The coding region runs from base 1 to 1245 and encodes 414 amino acids.
AUGAACUCCCACAGCUCUCCUCAACGUCUAUACUCUGUUCAAUCUUUAUGCUUCUCUGAACACAGCCGCAGCCACACCACUCCUACCACGGCGCCUGUUACUCAUCACUUCCAACCACAUCCAAAUCCAAAUCCGCAAAUGUUGAAUACGGCACAAUCACACUAUAUGGGAGGGGAAGAUGUUUUUCCUACUGCCAUGCACCUUGAGGUUGACUACAUGUUUUUGGAUGGGGCCGCAGAGUCAGAAGGUGGUGCUGAUCAAUCUGACCUCGCCCUUGAAGCAGCAAAAGCAAAAUGGAAAGUAUGCGAAGCCGAGAAGCACCUGGCUGACUGCAUUAUUGAACAUCAAGUUACGCUUCUCAAUAUCUGGUGCCGUCGCGCAGAGGUAGCCAAUUUCCGUUUAUUGACAGCAGACCUCAAUGUUGGACGCCUACAUAUGGAGCAAAAGAAGAGUGGUAUUCUAACAUUCACUCACACAGAGGGCACAGCAACAACGAGCGGCUCAUCUUCUCGUUCUACGAGCUGGAUGGAAGACGUCAGCGCCUUCCGCUCAGCCGCUCAAAGACUCUCAAUAUACCUCUCGCGAGACAAGAAGCCUCGUAUGCCACAUCAACUGCCCAUGUGCCUUCCAAAUCGCGACACCAGUUCUCUCACUGUCCAUGAACCAGAAAGACCUCCACUUGAUAAAUUGACUGCUCAUACCUCCUCCAGGCCGAGCGGCAGCCAACGACCACCCUUCUACUUGAAUGGCGCUACAAGCACACUUGACAGGUCUGCUUAUGAACACAAGAUUCCUGAUGUCGAACCAAUCAAGGAGAAAGUGGACAUGACAGACAGAUUAGAGGACAUCAGGAAGUUGAUGACCAAGGACAAACUUGAUUACCACAUUGUGCCCAGCGAGGACCCCCACCAAUCUGAGUAUGUUGCAGCUAAUCAUAAAUGUAGGUCAUGGAUCUCUGGGUUUACUGGAAGUGCAGGCCAAGCUAUUGUCUCGAAUACAGCCGCUUAUUCAGUGACCGACUCGCGCUACUGGUUACAAGCUUGCGAUGAACUUGACUCAAAUUGGCAUUUGAUAACUGCUGGGGCUGUGGAUGGCCCCAAAGAUUGGAUUGAUUGGCUGGCCGUGUGUGCCAUUAGCUUCAUUUCAUGUCUCACCCUUAUAGGGUUUUGUGUUAUAUCAGGAUUGUGCCAAGGAUUCAAAUAUUGGUAUAGACGCACGCAUGAUACUGUAUCCAUUCGACCUUAG